AUGGGACACACUGAUCCAACUCUCCCUUUCACUCUGACAAGUCGCUCUUCACACCACCGUCAACCGUCAGCCGUCCAACGGCUCAACAUGGUAGCCAAUCGCUUACACAGUCCAACAAUACCCCUGCUCACCUUCGUUGUUGACCGGCAAGGAGGGAAGAUGAAUCCGACCCUGGCUUAUCGGUCAUCCGGAAAUCGUGGCCCCAUCGCUCAAUCGUUCAAAAACAUGCAUCCGCGAAACACCUGCCAUCCUUCGACUCCGUACAUAGACCCCAAGGUCUCCAUCAAAGGCGAACCAUUCAAUAGUUAUUCUGAUGGCCUCAUCAUGCUUCACGAAAUGCAAGACCUUUCUUCAACCAUGGGCGCCUUCCAAGCCGCAGUCCCAGCGCAUGCCGAGUCAUCUGGUCUCGCUGCAUCGCAAAUCAUCGCCGGGGUCUGUUCCAUGGUCUCGGCGGUCUACACUAGGGUGAGUGUUACUGUCCUGCAAGUUGUCGAGUCAUGGUUUGGAUUCUGGGCCGAGCACCUUCUUAUGCCCCCAAUCAAACAUUUGCCUUCGCGAGGUCUAGGUAUCCGUAUGUCCAAUAACCUUUGUGCAACGACGACUGAAAUUGCCGUCCAUUGUCUCAGGACACCUACCUAA
This is a messenger RNA of Sodiomyces alkalinus F11, 639 nucleotides long. RefSeq lists its product as hypothetical. Lineage: Eukaryota; Fungi; Ascomycota; Sordariomycetes; Glomerellales; Plectosphaerellaceae. The transcript is spliced from 6 exons. The record is from RefSeq and is a predicted model, not a curated record. The coding region runs from base 1 to 639 and encodes 212 amino acids.